Messenger RNA from Notothenia coriiceps (black rockcod), 1219 nucleotides. RefSeq names its product amidohydrolase domain containing 2 (gene amdhd2). Bases 360 to 1130 code for a protein of 256 amino acids. Gene Ontology annotation, biological process: N-acetylglucosamine catabolic process. Gene Ontology annotation, molecular function: N-acetylglucosamine-6-phosphate deacetylase activity. The record is from RefSeq and is a predicted model, not a curated record. The transcript has 7 exons. NCBI's taxonomy places the organism in Eukaryota, Metazoa, Chordata, Actinopteri, Perciformes, Nototheniidae.
GAAUCAGCUGAAAACGCUCCUGGCUGGGGCAAGUACCACCUCAAGAUAAGUACUUUAACACUGUAAAACAACAGUUCACUUAAUUUUUGCCUGCUAAAGUCAAAAUAUCUGAAGGGAAAUACGGAAUGUACUGUCAACGAACUCGUUUAUAAAAUAUGGGGUUUUAACGUAGCUAUCUCCUGUAUUUGUGUGGAAGCAGAGCGACGGUGUGGCGGUAGAAGAAGUUCAUAUUUGACUGGAGGAGCUGUUGAAUUAAACUUUUACUGUAUGCCGAGUUGACUACUGGACUCUUCCAAGUGUUGACAUUUUACGUCUUUGCCUCUCAAGUCAGAGGAAGCUUAUCCACUCCACUCAAAAAAAUGCCAUCCAACAAAUCAGUGUCCGAUGCUCGCAUCACUCAGUUCAUCAACUGCAGGAUAUUGAGAGACCACUGUCUGCAGAGAGAGGACCUGUGGGUGCGUGACGGAAAGAUUUUAGAUCCAGAGAAACUUUUCUUCGAUGAGCACGGUUACGCCGACAAGUGUGUGGACUGUGAAGGCAGCAUCAUCGCCCCGGGCUUUAUAGACGUUCAGAUCAAUGGAGGAUACGGGAUCGAUUUCUCUCAGGCCUGCGACGAUGCCGGCAGUGGAGUUUCUUUAGUGGCCAAAAAGAUCCUGGAGCAUGGCGUGACGUCCUUCUGCCCCACGCUGGUCACAUCACCCCCCCACGUCUACCACAAGGUUUUGCCUCAGGUCAAAGUUCACGAUGGAGGAGCGCAUGGAGCUGGAGUUCUUGGAUUUCACCUGGAGGGCCCGUUCAUCAGCCUGGAGAAGAAAGGAGCUCACCCGGAGCAGUUUCUCAGGACCUUCAGUAGCGGCGGGCUCAGGGACCUGAUGGAAACCUACGGCGGCCUGGACAGCGUUGCCAUGGUGACAUUGGCUCCGGAGCUGGACGGCAGCCAAUCGGUGAUCAGGGAUCUCUGCCAGAAGGGAAUCACGGUGUCGUUAGGUCACUCUGUGGCCAACAUGUCUCAGGCGGAGGAGGCCGUUCAACACGGAGCCUCCUUCAUCACCCACCUCUUCAAUGCCAUGCUGCCUGUGAGUCCAACAAAUGACAAGUCAUUAUUUAAAGAUAGUUUCUUGAUAAAAUAACUUACAGUAUCUUUUUUUACAUCACAGUGGGGCGACUUUCCCUUUGUUUAUGCUUUACUGUACUUUGUGAAGGUGUCACUUCGGACUUU